Serpula lacrymans var. lacrymans S7.9 is the source of this 802-nucleotide messenger RNA. RefSeq lists its product as uncharacterized. Bases 195 to 695 code for a protein of 166 amino acids. NCBI's taxonomy places the organism in Eukaryota, Fungi, Basidiomycota, Agaricomycetes, Boletales, Serpulaceae. The record is from RefSeq and is a predicted model, not a curated record. The transcript has a single exon.
UUAAGAACCCUCCAUAUUCGACGGACAAGGUUACCUUCAGAUCUCCAGCGACAUCACAACUUCUUGACGACCCCAGAGAAUGCAUAGACUCGUUACAACCGCAGACGGGCCGCUCGUUAACUUUUCCCCUCCCGCCUCCUUGCCAACAUACUACUCGCUCCACUGGUUCCCUUGACAUUGAGCACAUUCUCGAAAUGGCCACAAUCCACUCUCAAGCCCGCAGUAGCUUUGAUGCGCUAUCGACAAUCAGUACUAUCAGGCCUCCCCAUCGUUUCCGCCCCGAUGUCCCGCCCUUCUUACACAGACGUGAUCCUUCCGAUGUCCCUCUACCGGCCGAUGGUUGUUCAAUCCAACUCUCUCCUAGUGUUCCUGCAUAUCCUUCACUAGGGAUGUCAGCGCUCCGCUCUCGCGCUUCUGUCGCGUCACUGGCUUCAGCAGCAUCAUGUGCCAGCAUUACAUCACAGUCAUGCAUGCUAUCUCAUGAUAUGAAUGAAAAGAACGUCGGAUUUCUCGCACAAGCUCGGCGCAGUUCUUCAUUACUUGCCGCGCAGGUUCUGGCCAUGGCGGGUGCCAACAACUCUUCGGAUAGAUCUACCGUGAAAACUGUGGAAGACUCUUCAGUAGCUUACGAAAGAUCUCUUGAUAGUCCUGGUCGGCAAACCAAGCGCCAAGUUCCUACUGGCGCUAAGUUUUAACGCGUAAAGUCCUGUGAAAUCCUUGCGAUACCUCAAAGUAACAAUUCUCCAUUCGUUCCCCACACUAAAGGAUGCUGUCUCGAAAUGUAUUCUUAGAACCCUUCUAU